AUGGUUGAUGGUACCCAGCCUGUAUGGAUGCAGAUGAUGGCACUGUUUGGUUUGCCGCACAUGCGUGACCUUCUCUUCGGUAGAUACAAGAGAAAACGACGCUUCUGGGCUGCUCUCAGAGAUGGCAAUGUAUGGGAUGAAGAUUUUUUGAGAAAUUAUCCCACAAUGUCCGUGCAAUGGAAUGUCCCCGACUUUGAAGAUCAACAGUAUAUGGAGCAUGUGCGAAUGGGCAAAUCAGAGUUCUGGCAUCUCCAUGAGGAAUUUGGCCGGUAUAUUACAUUCCAGGACAGCAAGUGGAGGUUGUGUGUACCGAGCCACAAACGUCUGGCAAUAACGCUGCAUUGGCUUGCCAACGGCAAUAGCUACUCGCAGCUAGCCCGUCAGCAUGGCAUUGCCAAGUCAACCGCUGUUAAGAUAGUCCAUGAAACUGUGCGUGCACUGAAGAUGCACAUGGUGCCGAAUUCCAUUCGCUUCCCAGAGGGACAAGAGCUGAAGAGAGUGAUGGCAGAAUUCGAGUCCCUAUCAUUCCUGGAAAGGUGUGCAGGAGCUGUGGAUGGAACAUUUGUUAAAAUUCGAAAGCCAAAGGCCAUGUUUGGUGACUGCUACUAUUGUUACAAGAAGUACUGCUCAAUUAUUUUAUUGGGCACUGUAGAUGCGUGCGGGAUGUUCAUCAACGUGAAUGCCGGAAGGCCUGGGUCUGCUGGGGAUGCCAGUGCGUAUGCCACAUCAACAAUGUUACGCAGGAUUUCCCAGCAAAAGUGGCUGACCAUACAAGACAACUUUCGAAUUGAAGGCACGUACAUACGGCCCUACCUUGUGGGAGACUCUAAUGACUCUAAUGAAGUGCUUUGA
Sycon ciliatum is the source of this 852-nucleotide messenger RNA. RefSeq lists its product as uncharacterized. Lineage: Eukaryota; Metazoa; Porifera; Calcarea; Leucosolenida; Sycettidae. The transcript has a single exon. Bases 1 to 852 code for a protein of 283 amino acids. The record is from RefSeq and is a predicted model, not a curated record.